UUGGUUAUUUUGGUUCGCCACAUGCGUGUUAAUAGCGGUCGUAGCACAUUCAUUGGCUGUAUCUUUUCGAAUUAGUUUAACACGUGAAAAUUUACCGAAAUAUUGUUUAAUAAACAUUAUUACAUUGCAAACAGUAAUUUAAAAAAAUGGUGAAGAAAAAGAUCGACAAUCGCAUUCGUGUCCUGAUAGAGAACGGCGUAAAGCUAGGCCACCGAACGAUGUUCGUUGUGGUCGGGGACAAGGGCAGAGAUCAAGUUCCGAUUCUGUACGACAUGCUGACGAAGGCUUCAGUGAAGGCGAGGCCUACCGUUUUGUGGUGUUACAAAAACAAGGACGAAGCUAUCUCCAAUCAUGGAAAGAAACGAGCAAAAAAGAUACAAGCAGGCAAAAUUGACAUCAACGAGUCGGAUUUGUUCGAUACAUUCAGAGUGUCGACAACUAUUCAUGGCAGAUAUUAUAAGGACACGCAUACGAUCCUUGGGAAAACUUAUGGCGUUUGCGUACUGCAAGAUUUUGAAGCUCUAACUCCCAAUCUACUUGCACGCACAAUCGAAACAGUCGAGGGAGGAGGAUUGAUCAUCCUUCUGCUGAAAACCAUAAACUCUUUGAAGCAACUCUACACAAUGAGUAUGGAUGUCCACAAGCGGUAUCGAACGGAAGCACAUCAAGACGUCACGUGCCGUUUCAACGAGAGGCUUAUUCUUUCUUUGGCUGAUUGCUCCCGUUGUUUGUUGGUUAACGAUGAUCUAACCGUUCUUCCGUUGUCCUCCAGAACUGCAGAAAUCAAACCCGUUGAAAUCAGUGCGAUGCGAAAAAGUGCGAAUGACGAAAUGCUCGAAGAACUUAAGGAGAACCUUUCUGAUACUCCCCCGGUGGGUCCUCUCGUAAAUCUGUGCAAGACACACGAUCAGGCUAAGGCAGUUGCUCAAUUUAUCGAUGCUUUGGCCGAGAAGCAACUGAAACCGCCAACGUCCUUAACUGCAGGCAGAGGUCGUGGUAAAUCUGCCGCUAUGGGUUUAGCAAUUUCUGCAGCCAUAGCAUUCGGAUAUGUAAAUGUGUAUGUUACUUCGCCAUCGCCAGAAAAUUUGAUCACACUCUUCGAGUUCACCAUGAAAGGAUUUGAUGCUCUGGAAUAUCAAGAGCACACCGAUUACACCAUCAUCAGAUCUACUAAUCCAGAUUUUAAUAAAGCCAUAAUUCGAAUAAAUAUUACAAGGAAUAAUCGUCAGACAAUUCAGUACAUUUCGCCAUCAGAUGCACAUCUGCUAAACGCAGCUGAUUUGCUAAUAAUUGACGAGGCAGCUGCCAUUCCACUGCCUCUUGUAAAAGCGAUGCUCGGACCUUACUUGGUGUUCAUGGCAUCGACCAUCAACGGGUACGAGGGCACUGGUCGCUCGUUGAGUUUGAAGCUCCUAUCCCAAAUACAAAAGGAUAACCAUGCCCCACCACCGAUAAAACUUGAAGAGUCGAUCCGUUACAACCCGCAUGAUGCGGUAGAAUCUUGGCUCACAUCAUUGCUAUGCCUCGAUGCUACAGUGGUUCCAAAUCUUAACUCCGGUUGUCCCACCCCAGACGUUUGUGAACUGUACUAUAUCGAUCGGGACGCGCUUUUCUCGUACCACAGAGCGGCGGAAGCAUUCCUACAGCGUGUCGUUUCCAUAUGUGUGUCCUCGCACUACAAAAACAGUCCCAACGAUCUGCAGAUGAUGAGCGAUGCUCCAGCCCAUCAUCUUUUCUGUCUUCUGGGACCGAUAACGAAGAAAGAUCAACUUCCGGAAAUUCUGGUGGUGGUUCAAGUUUGCCUGGAGGGUCAAAUAUCGUCGCAAUCGAUACAGAAUUCGAUGGCUCGUGGGAUGAAGAGUGCCGGCGAUUUGAUUCCUUGGAACAUAGCCGAACAGUAUGGCGACCAACAGUUUCCAAAGUUGAGUGGUGCUAGGAUUGUAAGGAUUGCCACACAUCCAAAUUAUCAACGUAUGGGCUACGGUAAGCGAGCGUUGAAAUUGCUUAAGAAUUACUACGAAGGUAAUUUCACAUCUCUGGGCGAUGACCUGGAGGAUGACAAUGAAGACAACGGAAUCCAAACAAUCGACGACGAAGACGUAGGUCUGUUGAAAGAGGUUAUCGAACCUCGCAAGAAAGUCCCCACACUGCUGAAACGUCUAUCCGAGCGUCGACCCGAGCAUCUCGAUUACCUUGGAACCUCAUUUGGGCUAACGAACGAUCUACUGCGCUUUUGGAAAAGUCAAAAAUUUGUUCCUGUGUACCUGAGCCAGAAGGAAAAUGAUUUGACAGGCGAGCAUUCGUGCAUUAUGUUGUCGCCCAUCAGCACCGGCAUAGAAAAGGUGGAAACCAGCGAUUGGUUGAAAGAAUAUUUCAUCGAUUUUCGGAGGCGUAUUUUGAAAUUGCUAGGGAAGUCGUUCACCAAGUUUGGUACCGGAAUGUCACUUUCGCUACUCGACAACCGUGCAGUGAAGAUCGAAGGACAAGAACUAACACAAAAAACCAUUGAUGAAUACUUCCUGCCACAUGAUAUCCAACGGUUGGAGAUGUACUCACGCAACCAGGUUGAGUACAAGUUGAUAAUGGACCUCACAUCGGAUCUGGCCCUGCUAUACUUUCAAUCGAAAAUGGGUAGUGCUCAAAUUGACUCGCUCCAGAAAGCAAUUCUUCUGGGAACGGGACUGCAGCAUAAGGCAAUCGACAAACUAGCGGAAGAAUUCAACAUGCCCAACAACCAAGUGCUUGCCAAGUUCUACGAUUGUUUGAAAAAGCUUACGAAGUACAUCGAUUCAGUGCUGGAGCGCACCAUCGAGAGUACCAUGGUAAAAGAAAGUCUGCUUGAUACAGGCGAAAAUUUAUUGGCGCUCGAUAAAUCCAUCAACGAGGAUCUGGAAGAUGAUGUCCGGAAACUAGAGAAAAAGCAAAAGAAAGAGCUGGCUCGGCUGAAGAAGGAGAACCUUGAUCAGUAUGUUAUCAAAGGAACGGACGAUGAAUGGAAAAAUGCAUUAUCAAAAAAUAAGUCUUCGAUUGUGUCGAUUAAAAGUGGCGAAAAACGUCUUGGAGAGGAGAACAAUCUAUCAUAUGAGGAAAAUGAUAGCCUUCCUAAAAAGAAAAAGUCAAAGCAUGACUUUGGAAAGAAACAAAAAUUUCGCAAAAACAAGUAGAAUAAUUGAAAAAUUAUUUUUCAUCAUAGAGAACUUAUUUUACGCAAAGAAAAUAUUAAAUUACCAAAAUCUAA
Armigeres subalbatus is the source of this 3238-nucleotide messenger RNA. RefSeq names its product RNA cytidine acetyltransferase. Gene Ontology annotation, cellular component: nucleolus; 90S preribosome. Bases 147 to 3164 code for a protein of 1005 amino acids. The record is from RefSeq and is a predicted model, not a curated record. The transcript is spliced from 6 exons. Lineage: Eukaryota; Metazoa; Arthropoda; Insecta; Diptera; Culicidae. Gene Ontology annotation, biological process: rRNA acetylation involved in maturation of SSU-rRNA. Gene Ontology annotation, molecular function: tRNA binding; 18S rRNA cytidine N-acetyltransferase activity; ATP binding.